Molecule: messenger RNA, 531 nt
Organism: Lactuca sativa (garden lettuce)
Lineage: Eukaryota; Viridiplantae; Streptophyta; Magnoliopsida; Asterales; Asteraceae
Source: RefSeq, a predicted model, not a curated record
AUGGAAGCUCUUGAGUUCAUGGACUUUGAUAUGCUCGAUGUCAUCAAUAAAGGUCCUAUUGUUGCUAUGCAUAAAUCAUCCAAUGAUGGUGCAUUUGGUAGUAAGCUAAAAGGGAAAUAUUUUCCUGGAUAUAACAAGGAAGAGAAAAGGAUGAUGAGUCUUGAUUUCAAAACUGUUCAAAUGCUCAAGAGAAGAUGGUCACUUUAUCAUCUAGUUUUGAAUAGGAAAACUCCUCAAAUGAUGAAGGGUAAAGAGCACAAUUGGUAUUUAGACAGUGGUUGCUUAAGGCAUAUGACUGGAUUCAAGUCAGUUCUGGAAGGCUUCAUAAAGAAGGAUGGUCAGACUAUUACCUAUGGAGAUAAUGUCAAAGGAGUUACAAAGGGACAUGGAUACAUCAAGUGCAAUUUUGUUGUUUUCAAGAAUGUAUCUUAUGUGAAAGUUCUUCAACAUAAUCUCAUUUCAAUCAGCCAAGUGCAUGACACUGGCUAUGAGGUUCUCUUUAACAAGAUAGAAGGACAGGUUGUUGAUUAA